AUGAUGCCACGGCAUCAAGGAAGCGGGUUUUCCAACGGAUAUCCCAGAGGCAAUACCUUUGACAUAUCUCCCCAUAGGUUUCAACCCCGUACUUCAACACCGGGGAACCGACGGCAGAGAAAAUUCCUCAUUCGAGCUGGCCUUGCAGUGCUUCUACUGCUUGUCAUUAGUGUUUGGUUAUGGCCCUCUAACCCAAUCCUCUCUGUCGUAUCUCUAGGCUUGUUGUCUGCGACGAACGAUCUCGAGCUCGAAACCGUCCGAUACUAUGACCUCAGCAAUGUCCAAGGUACUGCACGGGGCUGGGAACGCGAAGAACGCAUCCUCUUGUGCGUCCCUUUGCGUGAUGCAGAAGCGCAUUUGGCAAUGUUUUUUUCCCAUUUGCGAAAUUUCACGUACCCUCAUCAUUUGAUCGACCUUGCCUUCUUGGUGUCGGACUCGAAAGAUCGGACAUUGCAGGUGCUUACCGACAAUUUGGAACGAAUUCAGGCCGAUCCCGAUCCUAAACAGCCUUAUGGCGAAGUGUCCAUUAUUGAGAAAGAUUUUGGUCAGAAGGUCAACCAAGAUGUUGAAAGCCGACAUGGAUUCGCAGCACAAGCCAGUCGAAGAAAGCUAAUGGCGCAGGCCAGAAAUUGGCUUCUCAGUGCAGCUUUAAGACCAUAUCACUCUUGGGUUUAUUGGCGAGAUGUAGAUGUAGAGACUGCACCAUUCACCAUACUCGAGGACCUUAUGCGUCAUAAUAAAGACGUCAUUGUGCCAAACGUCUGGCGACCCCUACCGGAUUGGCUCGGUGGCGAACAACCAUACGAUUUGAACUCUUGGCAGGAGUCAGAGACUGCGUUAGCGCUCGCCGACACCUUGGACGAGGAUGCUGUGAUUGUGGAAGGCUACGCCGAGUACGCCACCUGGCGACCUCACUUGGCAUAUCUACGUGACCCUUAUGGCGAUCCAGAUAUGGAAAUGGAGAUCGACGGCGUUGGCGGUGUCAGCAUUCUAGCCAAAGCCAAAGUCUUCCGAACCGGCGUCCACUUCCCGGCUUUCAGCUUUCAAAAGCAUGCUGAAACAGAGGGCUUUGGAAAGGUCGACGACAUUCGUCACAUGGAGGAGAUGGAGCAAGAACGAAUUGCUCGUGAGAACGAAGAGCAGGAGAAGAAACUUAAGGAGCAGAAAUUGAAAGAAGAAUUUGGUGAUGCAAGUAGUCAGUGGGAGAAGGAUAAGAAAGAAUUGAGGAAGCAACAGCAACAGUCAAAGCGGUCCGGUGUAGGUUCUCCAGAAUUACAUCAAACUGAAGCUGCGGACACUGUGAAGGACUCCGGGGUCAUUGCUUAA
Molecule: messenger RNA, 1326 nt
Organism: Metarhizium acridum CQMa 102
Lineage: Eukaryota; Fungi; Ascomycota; Sordariomycetes; Hypocreales; Clavicipitaceae
Source: RefSeq, a predicted model, not a curated record